AUGGUCAUAAUAAGACCACUGCGUCCUCGGCUUGGAAAAUCGAGUGCUAAAUUGGUCGUUGCUGUCGUAUGGUGUGGUGCUCUAGCUACAGCAGGUCCUAUACCAGUCGUGUCAGAAAUUCAAAGACCAACAGACUGGCAUCAAGUAUGUAAAGCGGAUAUAUGCCUCGAGCAUUGGAGCAGUCCAAAUCAAAGUCGUCAGUAUACUUGUGCAUUGAUGAUUUUGCAGUUCUUGUUACCAUUAACAGCACUGGUAUACACUUACGCUCGUAUAGCUCACGUAGUGUGGGGUGGAAGACCUCCGGGUGAAGCACUUUCUGAACGGGAUUCACGUAUGCAGCACUCCAAAAGAAAGGUAUUAUGGACAAUCCACGAAAAAGACGAAGAGUGGGCAACUUGGCCGGGAAUGCCUUAUGUUUGGUUUGCAAGUCAUUGGCUGGCGAUGUCCCAUUGCUGUUAUAAUCCCAUUAUUUAUUGUUAUAUGAAUGCCAAGUAUAAGCGAGGUUAUAAACAGGCGUUAAGCUGUCUACUAUGUAGAAUACGAGAGCCUCCUACUCGCUUUGACCAUCGUUAUAGCGUCUGUGAAGGCAUACCUUUAUCAGAAUUAGCAGGCUUUAAUGGAACAAUGCGUCGAGGUACUUCAAGCAGCUGCAUGAGUCGCUUACAUAGGGCACCCACCACCACCAGUACAUCGUGUGCCUCCACGCGACGAGGACAAGCCAAUGUAGGCAGUGCGAAUAAUAAUCUGUUUCUACGUACUUCGAAUGGUUCCAAGCAUUUAAUAGAAUGUUCUACUGGAACACUCGGCGUAACCCCGCCGGUGCGUGCCGUCUCCGUGCGAACUCAUUUCAAUUAG
Molecule: messenger RNA, 855 nt
Organism: Parnassius apollo (apollo)
Lineage: Eukaryota; Metazoa; Arthropoda; Insecta; Lepidoptera; Papilionidae
Source: the annotation of a GenBank genome assembly